Messenger RNA from Symbiodinium natans, 732 nucleotides. The record is from the annotation of a GenBank genome assembly. Lineage: Eukaryota; Dinophyceae; Suessiales; Symbiodiniaceae.
AUGCCCGAGGGGCGUGUGCUCGAUGCUUCUCGGCCCGUGCGGCACAAGAAGAGGGAGGUGGUGGAAGCUUUGCCGCGUGAAUACUACCUGGCAAGGUCACGGAUGGAACGGUUCGAUGUAAUGGAGGAGCUCCGGCAGAUGCACUCUGCUGAAGCACGUCGGCACAACGACAGUCUUACGAUUCCGCCACUUGGACUGGUCGAGCGCAAGUGUCCCUACGGAGCUCCGCUCCCGGUCAAGAAAUCUCGCCCAAAGAAGGCGAACCUUCAGCUCCAGACGGCGUUGCAAGCAUCACAUUCGCAGCCCGUCCUUCCAUCCACAGAAAACCCACAGAACGAAAAGAAAAAGUAUCCCGGCCUUAUCCUUUUGGAGAUCCCGUACGAUCCCACGACCUUCCCCAAUGAGCACGACGAGCGCAUUCGAGCCAUUGACGGGCAAAUUGCCGACAAAGAGCUUUCCCUUGAAAGGUCCGACAGCGAAGGGGCGCUCAGGAUGAGGCAGAGCUUCAGUGCCAAGGCUCCCGAAUUCCACUUCGACCAUCUGCCGGAUGGAACUAUAUCGGAGAGCACCUCGCAGUUUUUUCCUCGAAGCCACGAGAUCAUGACCGAUAUCGGUUGCGGCAAGGACCCUCGCUUCUGCCGUCCGUGGGGACCCUACGAGCGGCAUCGUGAGGCAAGGACAGCAAGGGUCCGCAUGCUUUUUGUUUGUGCUGUUAACCUCCUCAACUUCUGA